This is a messenger RNA of Cimex lectularius (bed bug), 1930 nucleotides long. RefSeq lists its product as uncharacterized. The record is from RefSeq and is a predicted model, not a curated record. The transcript has 2 exons. Lineage: Eukaryota; Metazoa; Arthropoda; Insecta; Hemiptera; Cimicidae. Bases 93 to 587 code for a protein of 164 amino acids.
UCUUCUCUGCUUCUGUUCGGUGCGUGAACUCCCGACCAGUGGCAACAAAAGCGUGCGUUUUUUUGGUUUUUGUGGACGUUGCGUUGAGUACCAUGCCACCUCGUCGAUCGUCACAGCGUCCAACUCGGAGGCAGGUCCGCCUCCAGUCGCCGAUCGAGAGCUCGCUCUUUUCCGGGAGCCGGCCCAGCAGACCUGUCAACCGGUGCCUCUUCGGACGGCCUGACCACGAGGAAAACAGGCGGUGGCUCGACCAGUGCCUAUCCGAGGUGUACAACUCGAUGGAGGCGAAAUGGGAAAUAAUAACGCCCAUAUUUCGCAAGGAGACACCGACAAGAAACGGAGCCCGCCAACCCGAUUAUUACCUGGGUCGGCGUAAAUUACCAACAACCCCAAGAAAAUCAAUGGACUUGGAUCAAAGUGAUGCGGUUGGCUUUCCAGCCGGCACUCCUCCACCUGGAAAAGAAAUCUCUUCGGUCUUAUCGCCAGAAAUGGACAGCGUUCGCUUUUCGGAGGACAUUUCAUUUGUCAAAGAAGAGACACCUAGAAAAAAGCCACUACUCGAUCACAACGAGGUUAAAGAAGACUGAGCAACAUCGACUUAGCAAUUUUACCCUUUGAAUUAUUCUGUCACGUUAUUGAAUUUUUAGUUUUAAAAAAUAAGACAGUAACAUCCAUGACAAAUUUCUAAAUUAGCAAUUCUUGUAAUUUCAUUCCUUCACCAUUAGACCUUUCUUCUAUGUUAUUCUAGUCCAAUGUAGUAUGCCAACCAAUAUUACAAUUUUUUUUUUUUUCAAAUAAAAGUUAUUCAACAGGAGAAAGGAUCAGAUUAAAAUAAAGAUUCAAUUAAGGAUUUAAAGGACUGAUUAGAAACCACAGAUAACAAAUAGUAUCAGUGAUGGUAUUUAAUAAACAAGGAAUUUUUUAUUUAAAAUCUAUUGUAUUGCUUUAUUAUAGUUUAUAAAUUAUCUUUUUGGACUUAUGUUGUAUACUUUAUUUUAUAGAGUUUAGUGUAGUGUACUCAAUGAAACUCUUCACUUAAGCAUCAUUUUAUUUUAUACAUUUUGCUUAUUUGCUUUCUUUUGAAAAUUAUUAAAUCCUAUCAACUUUAUUGCUAUUAGCGAAAACAGUAUUAAUAUAGUUAAGAAUAUAAUAAUGUCAAGAUGAAAAAAACAAGAAUACAUAUUGGUAUACAUUUAUAUUUAUUUUUUAAUUUUUAUGGCUUCAAAAUUUUCAGUCGGUGUUUUCAAUUUGGCCUUUUGAAAAUAGUUCGCCCAUCUUUUUAUAUUUAAACCAAUAGAUAAUUUAUAACUUAACAAGUUUUACUGUUAUAAGAAGUAUUAAUUGGAUAAGUAGUACUCAUUUAUUGUUUAAGAAGGUGAUAGCCUUUUUUUAAAAUUAAAUUAAACAUGCUCAACAAAUCGCAUGUAUUUGUCGAGCGUUUUUAAUUUAGAAAAUCUAUAUUUGUAUUUUUUGACAAUUCAGUUCUGAAUGAGUUUACAAUAUUACUAGUUGCUAGUUGAUUCUCUGCGGAAACUUGACUGCUACAGGCUCUCAACUUUUGUAAGUUUUAGAUUUUGUAACACUCAUGUUUCCUGUUUGAUAUUAUCCCAUAUAUAUUUUAAUAUUAUAAAUAUCUUUAGAUUUAAAUAUUCAAAUAAAGGUGACAUUUUUAUAUAAGGCCUUCUUUCCAAGUUUGCAUUCCUGUUUAUGUUCCUUGAAAUUGAUUUUGAUUUAAAAUGCUAUCUAGUCUUUGAUAAUGAAAUUUGAAUGUAAAUCAAAAAUGGCCAACGAACAGGUCAAGCUAUUUAAUAUGUUUAAAAUUUUAUUUUUUAUAAAUGCAUUUUAUGUAAUCUUGUCUAUUCAUUCUUAUUGUUAAAUGAUGCUUAGACUGUAUUUUAGAAAAAUAAAACAAGUUAACAUGCAUAAACUA